Carassius auratus (goldfish) is the source of this 1789-nucleotide messenger RNA. RefSeq names its product acidic mammalian chitinase-like. The transcript is spliced from 12 exons. Gene Ontology annotation, biological process: carbohydrate metabolic process. Gene Ontology annotation, cellular component: extracellular region. Gene Ontology annotation, molecular function: hydrolase activity, hydrolyzing O-glycosyl compounds; chitin binding. The coding region runs from base 59 to 1474 and encodes 471 amino acids. The record is from RefSeq and is a predicted model, not a curated record. NCBI's taxonomy places the organism in Eukaryota, Metazoa, Chordata, Actinopteri, Cypriniformes, Cyprinidae.
GAAGAUCCUUUGUACAUUUUUCGAGCUAGAGGUACCCUAGGGCAAUUUAGAAGUAAACAUGGGAAAGCUUACACUCAUCGCAGGUUUGGGCUUGGUGCUCUGCCAUGUUGCCUUCUCCAUGGAAAUGGGUUGCUACUUCACCAACUGGUCCCAGUACAGACCUGGAAUUGGAAAAUAUACUCCUGCAAAUGUCGACCCUUUCCUUUGCACACACCUCUUGUAUGCUUUUGCAAUGAUCAACCAUGCCAACGAGCUUGUCACCUACGAGUGGAACGAUGAGACUCUUUACAAGGCCUUCAAUGAUCUCAAGAACAUAAAUCCCAGUCUUAAAACUCUCUUGGCUGUUGGUGGAUGGAACUUUGGUUCAGCACAGUUCUCCAUCAUGGUGUCCAAUGCUGCAAACCGUCAGAAGUUCAUUCAGUCCUCCAUCAAGUUCCUGAGAACUUAUGGAUUUGACGGUAUGGACCUGGACUGGGAAUACCCUGGAGCAAGAGGAAGUCCACCUGAAGACAAACAAAGAUUCACACAGCUGCUGAAGGAAAUUAUUGAGGCCUAUGAGGCUGAGGGCAAAGCUACUGGCAGACCCAGACUGAUGCUGACUGCUGCUGUAGCUGCUGGCAAAGGGACCAUUGAUGAUGGAUACGAGAUUGCACAGGUUGCCAAGUACUUGGACUUCAUCAAUGUGAUGACUUAUGACUUCCAUGGAACUUGGGAAAGAUUCACAGGACACAAUAGUCCCCUGUACCAAGGCUCAAAGGAUGAGGGAGACCUGGUCUACUUUAAUACUGACUUUGCUAUGCGCUAUUGGAGGGACAACGGCACCCCUGUGGAGAAACUCAGAAUGGGUUUUGCAACAUACGGUCGCACUUUCCGUCUGACAUCUUCAGAUACUUCCGUUGGAGCCCCAGCUAGUGGACCUGCUUCAGCUGGAAGCUACACUCGCGAGGCUGGAUUCUGGUCUUACUAUGAGAUCUGUGGAUUCCUAGAGGGAACAACAAUCCAGUGGAUUGAGGAUCAGAAGGUGCCCUAUGCCACUAAGAAUAACGAAUGGGUUGGAUUUGAUACAAAGGAGAGCUUUGAAACUAAGGUCCGUUAUCUGAAAGACAAGAAAUUUGGAGGAGCCUUCGUCUGGGCGCUUGAUCUGGAUGACUUUGCUGGACAGUUCUGUAAUCAAGGAAACCAUCCUCUCAUGAUCCAUCUGCGCAAUCUUCUGGAUAUCGUAGUACCUGAUCCGCCUUCAACCACCACCCGCAAACCUGGCCAAACCACAACGCCCACCACCACUACCACCACCACCACCACUCAUGCUCCAGGACCAGGAUUCUGUAAUGGAAAGCCUGAUGGACUCUAUCCUCACCCUGAAGACCCCAACAAAUUUUAUAACUGUGCAGGAGGCAACACUUACAUAGAUAAGUGUGGUCCAGGCACUGUGUUUGAUGACAGCUGUAAGUGCUGUGGCUGGCCCAAACACUAAGGGAUCACUAAUGUGAAAAGGUUGAAACAGGACACUGCAAAUUUUUUAAGAACCCAAGAAGAAUCAGAACUAAACAUGUUUGACUACAACUAUUUCACAUAAGUGUGAACUGAACAUAAUUAAUGUGCUUUGUUUUUCCAUUUGAAUGUAUUUUGAAAGUGUUUUAACUCCCCUGUAAAUCUAUUCAUGUGAUUGCUUGAUAGUACAACUGCUAUGCAUCAUUUAUAAAAAAAAAAAAAAAAGAAAGAAAUGUAUAGAACAAGAUUAAAAAAACUCAUCCUCAUGUUAAUAAACAACAUGCAGCCAUCAUUAAAA